Molecule: messenger RNA, 1419 nt
Organism: Sturnus vulgaris (Common starling)
Lineage: Eukaryota; Metazoa; Chordata; Aves; Passeriformes; Sturnidae
Product: D-serine dehydratase-like
Biological process (GO): D-serine catabolic process
Molecular function (GO): D-serine ammonia-lyase activity
Source: RefSeq, a predicted model, not a curated record
CGGAGCCAUGGACGGACACACGGACAGCUCGUGGCUGGGAGCCCCCCUGGAGCAGUUGCCCACCCCGGCGCUGACCCUGGACCGGGCCACGCUGCGCGGGAACGCCGAGAGGAUGCGGGAGCGCUGCCGGGCCCUGGGGCUGCGCCUGCGCCCCCACGUCAAAACACACAAAACCCUGGAAGGGGCGGAGCUGGCGACGGGCGGGACCCGCCGGGGCAUCGUGGUGUCCACGCUGGCCGAGGCUCGCUUCUUCGCGGCCGGGGGCUUCGAUGACAUCCUGUACGCGUUCCCGGUGCCACGGUGGCGCCUGGCCGAGUGCUCGGAGCUCGCCCAGCGCCUCCAGGAAUUCCAGGUGCUCCUGGACAGCCCCCAGGGGCUGGAGCUGCUGCUCCAGAACCCCCUUCCCAAUGGGAAGCGCUGGCUCGUCUGGCUCAAGCUGGACUGCGGGAAUGGCCGGGCCGGGAUUCGUCCCACGGAUCCCGAGGCGCUGGCCCUGGCGCGCUCCAUCGCCCAGGGCUCCCCGCAGCUGGUGACACUCGUGGGGGUCUACGCGCACUGCGGGAACACCUACGGCUGUCGCGACAUCCCGGCCAUCCAGGCCAUCGCCAGGGACACCACGGCCGCCGUGCUGGAAUUCGUCACCGCGCUGCGGCAGGCGGGGAUCCCGUGUCCCCAGGCCACCAUCGGCUCCACCCCGUCCUGCAGCCACCCGGUGCCGGAGAUGUCGCAGCUCACCGAGGUGCACCCGGGCAAUUACCUGUUCUACGACCUGCAGCAGACCCAGCUGGGCUCGUGCCGGCCCGAGGAGGUGGCCAUCCGUGUCCUCACCAGGGUCAUCGGCCACUAUCGCCACCGCGGGCAGCUGCUCGUGGACUGCGGCUGGGCCGGGCUGAGCCUGCACGGCCGCGACCAGGGACCCGCGGGCUGUGCCGCCAUCGAGGGCCACCCCCAGCUCCGGCUGGUGGGGCUGACCCAGGAGCACGGGCAGGUGGAGGCUGUGGACGGGGAGCUGGAUUUCGAGCAAUUCCCGGUGGGAAGCAUCCUAGCGCUCAUCCCGUACCAUGCCUGUGCCACGGCCGCCAUGCACCCCGUGUACUUCGUGCACGCUGCCGGGAAGGUGGUGGAGCUCUGGCGCCCCGUGCGCGGCUGGUAGAGACGAGAGAGAGGAGAUUCUGGGGGGAUGCACCCGCACCCAGACCCUGCACCCACCCUGGACCGAGACUCUGCACCCACCCUGGGACCCUGCACCCACCCUGGACCAAGACCCUGCACCCACUCCCACAGUCAUUCCCACUCCCUGCACCCACUCCAUGUCCCUGUCCCUCCACCCACGCCGGAAUGCUGCGCCCACGCUGAGACCCUGCCCCACCCCCCAGGUGCUGCACCCACACCGGGGCUCAAUAAAGCUGCUUCUCCCGC